Messenger RNA from Mytilinidion resinicola, 471 nucleotides. RefSeq lists its product as uncharacterized. The record is from RefSeq and is a predicted model, not a curated record. Bases 99 to 341 code for a protein of 80 amino acids. The transcript has a single exon. NCBI's taxonomy places the organism in Eukaryota, Fungi, Ascomycota, Dothideomycetes, Mytilinidiales, Mytilinidiaceae.
GCAUUUGGCGCUUUUGGGCAGAUUACGGAUAUCUAGGGCUUCGAGAGGUGUCGGACUCGCUGGAGCUAAAGGACAAGGGCGGUUUUUUGGGUGUCGGGAUGGAAAUGGAAUGGGUCCUGGCGUGUGGAUUAUUGGGUCGCCCGGAAAGAUUAUACCCCAUUUUCCCUUGGUUUCUUCCUCGUGUUAUAUACUUCCUUUUAUCUUGUCCUGCAUUUGCGCGGUGUGUUUUUUUGGGCGGGACUCUUUAUUUAUCUAUCGGGUCCUUUACGUACGAUGAAAUUUUACAAGUGUUGUUCUAUAUAUUGAAUCUGGAUUCUCGAUUUUGCGCGAACUUUGCUUAAUCGUCUGGACUGUCAGGAAUGGAAGAAGAUAAGAGACCGAAAGAGUCCUCUCGACCUUGCUUGAAUUUAUCUCUGAUCGACAAAAGAACUCGAUCCCCGAGCCCGAAAUACUACUUCGACUUAUCACCGC